AACCUACUUAAAAACUUCAUUUUUUUAUUUAUCACAGUCCCAUGAUUAUUUGCAGAAAACUUGGUGCAUUGCAAAUCCAUUAGCUAGCAAUUCGGCACUGGCUGCCAACAUUGAAUACAUUUGCAGUCAAUUAGAUUGUGGCUCUAUAAACCCUAAGGGUCCUUGCUUUGAACCAAAUUCUCGAAUGCACCAUGCUUCGUUUGCUAUGAAUUUGUAUUAUCAAGCCAAUGGCAGGCACCUUGCUGAUUGUAAUUUUAUAAACUCGGGUUUGGUUUCGUUGAUUGAUCCAAGUUACGGUAACUGCAGUUUUCAUAGUGGUGGAGGUCUAGCAGACGAAGAACCAUCGGAAACUUGGUGUGUGGCAAAGCCAGGAACAAGUGAUGAGCUACUACAGCUGAACAUAAACUUUGCCUGUAACCUGGUGGAUUGCAACGCCACUCAUUCCGGCGGCGUUUGCUAUUAUCCCGCAACACUCAUUAACCAUGCAUCGUACGCCAUGAAUCUUUAUUACCAGAUCACCGGGCGGAAGAAAUCGAACUGUAAUUUCAGGGAAACCAGCCUGAUUGUCUCAAGUGAUCCAAGUUAUGGGAACUGUUCCUACCCUUGUUUCACAGUGCAGUGAAAAAAAAAAAAACACUACAAUGGAGUUUCUUAAUGUUUGUCGGAAGAUUUCAUGUUCUUUCGGUUAUCUGUUUGAAUUUCCCAAAGCAAAUUUGGGUUUUAACUUCAUAUUCUGGUGUUGUUUCCUUUUCACUCUCUAGUUUCUAUAACUUAUCUAAUGGUUUAUUGGACUUAGAAA
Messenger RNA from Gossypium arboreum, 799 nucleotides. Its product is annotated as glucan endo-1,3-beta-glucosidase-like. NCBI's taxonomy places the organism in Eukaryota, Viridiplantae, Streptophyta, Magnoliopsida, Malvales, Malvaceae. The record is from RefSeq and is a predicted model, not a curated record. The transcript is spliced from 5 exons. Bases 185 to 622 code for a protein of 145 amino acids.